Molecule: messenger RNA, 1332 nt
Organism: Rosa rugosa (rugosa rose)
Lineage: Eukaryota; Viridiplantae; Streptophyta; Magnoliopsida; Rosales; Rosaceae
Exons: 5
Coding region: 94-1140 (348 amino acids)
Source: RefSeq, a predicted model, not a curated record
GCCAAUCUCACAAUUGCAAAAUAAAGGACAGGAUUCACCUCCCGACAGCCUCUUAAUUAAAAAAAAAAUUUGAAAAAAAGAAAAGAAAACAUAAUGGAAGCAAUGGCCCCUACCAAGCUUGGCUUCUACCUUCUCCUCCUUCUCCGGCUGGCCUCCACAAUUAAUGCCGACGACUUUUGCGUAGCAAAACCAGGCGUUAGCGAACAAACUUUGCAAGCAAACAUAAACUAUGCGUGCGCUCAACAAGGCGUAGAUUGUUCGCCAAUUCAACCAGGUGGUUCUUGCUUCACCAGCGAUCUCAUCACUCGGGCCUCCUACGCUAUGACCACUUACUACAAUGUCUUCCGUUCACAGGGUGGUACUUGUGAUUUCACUCAAUCGGCACAACUCACCUCCACUGAUCCAAGUAAAGGCUCGUGCAGUUUUGGUCCGAAAGGAUAUGGUUCGUCGAAUCCACCGGCAGCUGGAUCAGGUGCACCAACUACACCUGCUCCAGGAGGAGGCAAAGGCAAAGGCAAAGGCCGAGGCAUGAAGUGGUGCGUAGCCAAGCACCAGGCUAGCCAACAAGACUUGCAAGCGAACUUAAACUACGUGUGUGCUAAUCAGGGCGUGGACUGCAGCCCGAUACAGCCCGGUGGUGCUUGCUAUGAUGCUGAUAUCAGGGCACGGGCGUCCUACGCCAUGAAUUCUUACUAUCAGCUUAAGGGUCGUAGGGACUUCAACUGUGAUUUCUCUGGAACCGGACUCAUCACAAUCAGCGACCCAAGUCACGGAGGAUGCAACUAUAUCCAGGCUGGUGGCCAUGGACCAUCUGGACCAACACCAACACCAACCCAACCAAGCACACCCGCUCAACCAUCUACCGGAGGUAAUGGACAGUGGUGCGUACCAAAACAAGAGGCAACCGACCAGGUUUUGCAGCAAAACAUAAACUGGUUGUGCGGCACCCAUAAGGUGAAUUGUGACGACGUAUUGGGUGGUGGUAAAUGCUGGGCGCGAGCAAUCCGGCCACGGGCAUCCUACCUCAUGGAUCUUUACUACACGCAGAACGGCCGCAACAAUUACGACUGUGAUUUCGUUGGAACCGCUCAAGUCACCAACAUCAACCCAAGCUGGGGCAGUUGUGUUUACGGCUCUUGAAAAUCGAAGGAGAAGCAAACAAGGAGAGUGUGUUGAGCAUAUUUUUUUUCUCUUUUUUCUACAUUGUAUAUAUUUUAGUUAAUGGCAUAAGAUGGGCUCCAUCAAUGUAAGCACUGUCUUGACGUAGUCCUUUGAAAUAAAAAGUUUCUCAACAAAAAAAAAAAUCUGAAUUUAGUACAUUUGUUUCAUAUA